AUGCUCGCCUCUCCUGCGCUGGCCUGCCUGGUGCUUGCCCGUCCGGUUCUCGCCCUCUCUCUGCCUCUCCAGCGACGUCUAGCGACCUGGCUGACCACCGAGAACGCUCGCUCGGACUCUGCGGUACGUGCAUCAACACUGCGAACGAGUCCUGCGGACAUGCUGCGUGCUUCAUCCUCGUUUCUCCCUCCGCUCCGUCGCCAUAUCGCUGUCUAUGGCCACGCAAAAUGCACCACACGAUAG
Molecule: messenger RNA, 243 nt
Organism: Trametes versicolor FP-101664 SS1
Lineage: Eukaryota; Fungi; Basidiomycota; Agaricomycetes; Polyporales; Polyporaceae
Exons: 1
Coding region: 1-243 (80 amino acids)
Source: RefSeq, a predicted model, not a curated record